AACUGAGUAGUGUUGCUAGUGACAACAUACUAAACGAUUUUGAAGCCAAGGUGGAAGAAUUUAUCUGAAAGAACAGGUUGAGUCGAUCAAAAUGGACGCAGAAGCACUACACCUUGAAGUAGACUAUGUUGCCAGUAGUGGUGUCAUUCUAAGUGUUGAACAGAAAGCAGCUUUACAGUCGUCUCUUAUUAUUUUAAAGACACAACAACAGCUUUUAAAAAUUCAAUUUUGGGGGAAAAUUCUUGGAACAAAAACAGACUACUUUAUUGUACAAGGAGUUGGAAAUGACGAGCUUAAAGAACGAAAGACCCUUUACAGUACUGAUUGCAUAAAAUGGGCUCAACUGCAGUUGCCUGAAGAGGAAACAAAAAGGAGAUGCCUCCUAAUCAAAGGAAGGUUUACAGGAGAUCCAUCACACGAGUAUGAAUAUGUAGAGCGAAGUACAGAGGCUGAUGAUGGAGAGCAGGAUGAAGAAGAAAAUACAAAUAUGGUUUUGAUAAAGGAAGAGGAUCGUUUAGCCACUGUCAUAACAGCUAUUGACCAGGAAGUUGCCAUUGUACCAAGAGGAGCAUAUAUCAGAGUCCCCACUGGUGAAGUUCGAAAAAACAGGAUGUUUGAAGGAUUGUCACCUGCUGAAGCUGGAAGACUUUCAUCGUAUUUUCAUUUCAGAGAACCAAUAUUUCUUCAAGAAAAAUCAUUGUUGCAAAAGGCUGAUCUUGAUAAGGCCAUUGACUUUCUGGAUCCAAUCGAUGCUGACAUUCCUCAAAAUGGGUCGUGGAGUAUUCAGUUUGAGCGAGGUAGUGCAAUUGUUGUUCUACGCAGCCUUCACUGGCUUGGCUUCACAUUCUACCAUGUUCCAGCUACCAGGAAUUUCGGAUACGUGUAUGUUGGUACGGGAGAGAAAAACCUGGACCUUCCAUUCAUGCUUUGAGAAGCUUCUAAUCCUAAUUUCUUGUAUAUUAUGUAAGAUUGAUACUCUUAUUUUAACAGCUUUACUUAA
Molecule: messenger RNA, 1000 nt
Organism: Rhopilema esculentum
Lineage: Eukaryota; Metazoa; Cnidaria; Scyphozoa; Rhizostomeae; Rhizostomatidae
Product: radial spoke head protein 9 homolog
Biological process (GO): motile cilium assembly; cilium movement involved in cell motility; axoneme assembly
Cellular component (GO): radial spoke; axoneme
Source: RefSeq, a predicted model, not a curated record